Molecule: messenger RNA, 1023 nt
Organism: Triticum aestivum (bread wheat)
Lineage: Eukaryota; Viridiplantae; Streptophyta; Magnoliopsida; Poales; Poaceae
Product: arginine decarboxylase-like
Exons: 1
Coding region: 221-820 (199 amino acids)
Biological process (GO): L-arginine catabolic process; spermidine biosynthetic process
Molecular function (GO): arginine decarboxylase activity
Source: RefSeq, a predicted model, not a curated record
UGUGACGGUGUCAUGGGAAGGAGCGCCCGUAGUCAUGCCCCGGGGAUGUAGCCAUAUCGGUGAACCUCGUUAACAAAUCUCGGUGUCGUGCUUGUGUGAUUGCUUGGUCCUCGGUAGAUUGACAACGGCCUUGGAUUUAUUCUAACACGACCUGCUCUCCGUUAUCAACCAAGUCGCGGCGACGAACACGACGACCGCCGAUCACGCCGGCAAGAAGAAGAUGAAGCUCAAGUUCCCCAUGAUUCUCCGCUUCCCUGAUGUGCUCCGGCACCGGCUCGACGCGCUCCAUGUCGCGUUCGCGGCGGCCAUCAAGCACACGGGGUACCACUCCGCGUACCAUGGGGUGUUCCCGGUGAAGGUGAACCAGAACGAGGCGGUGGUGCAGGACAUGGUCCGCUUCGGCCACGAGCACGACCACGGGCUCGAGGCCAGCUCCAAGCCGGAUCUGCUCACCGCCAUGAGUUGCCUCCUCACCAGGGCCAAGUCGGGCGCCUACCUGGUGUGCAACGGCUACAAGGACAAGGACUAUGUCGCGCUCACCCUGGCGGCGCGUGGCAUGGGCUUCAGCGCCGUCAUCGUGCUGGAGAUGGAGGAGGAGCUCGACAUCGUCGUCGAGCAGAGCCGCAGGCUCGGCGUCGAGCCGACCAUUGGUGUUCAUGCCAAGCUGCUCACUAGGUUACUGGGCUAUUUCGGGUCGACGACCGGCAAGCACGGCAGGUUCGGGCUGCUGGCCGAGAGGAUCUACGAUGUGGCGUGGAAGCUUGGGGAUCUACGAUUAUUAUUAUUUGUUUAUUAUGUAUCAAUGUGUCCACUAUGGUAGUAGUGGUGGAUGUGGAAAAUAGUUCGACAAUAUAAGUUGAUGUGUAUAAGGAUUCACAAGUACAUGACACGUGUUAAACCACUAUAAUAUUUAUGCCAGCGUAGCAAUGCACGAACAAUGAACUAGUUGAUCUUAAAGGGUGAAAACAUUCUCUCUUUUUGGCAACUGGGUGAAAGCACUUCAUUGUUCUUUUUUAACUAAGG